AUGCGGGCACUAAAGGGUCCCCCUACUUCCUGGCAGCGCACGUGCACCGCGGGGCUCCCGAGUGCUCCCUCUCCGGCUCUGGCUCCCUCUCCGGCCACGGCUUGGCCAGGCCGGCCUCGGCGCGGGGCAGCCAGAGCCAGCCAGCCCUCCUGGCGGAAGCGGCAGAGCGGGAGCCCCGGCGGAGCGGCGGGAGGGCCGGUGCCCGGGCGGCUUCUCUCGGGGGCGCAGGGCCAGCCAGGCUCCCUCCGGCGCGGCUUGGCGAGCAGGUUGCCAUGGCGGAGGCCGGCAGGAGGGAGAGACGCCGAGAGCAGCAGCAGCAGCAGCAGCAGGCAGCGGAGGAGGAGGAGGCAGCCUCGGCUGGGCUGUGCCCUGCAGGCGGGGGGAGCAUCCCUUCGCCGGGAGCCUCGGCGGCGGCCGAGGAGGAGGCGGGGCGGGCGCGGCGGCGGCCGGGGAAGGAGGGAGGCGGCGCAGCCCAACCCAGCCCUGCCCAGCCCUAGCCGGGCUCCACUCGGUUCCAUGCGCGCCGGGCUGUUGGCCGCAGUUUCCCGGCUCUCGGCUCCUGCUGGCCGGGACGCAGGUGGAGGAGGCAGCGGGGAGCAACGGGCGAAGCCAAGAGGCGCACACCUGAGCGCUGGCCUGGCGCCACCUGCCGCAGGGGCGCGCCGCCCAGGUGCAACUGGAAUGGCGGACCCACAGAGAAGCUGAAAGGAUGACUGUGGCCUAUGAGUUGGAGGUGGAAUAUCUUUUCUUCAUUCUGAGGACCAAAACUGGAUUGGUUUGAGGACAUUAAUGAUGAAGCUGACCUGCAUGUUCUCCUUCAUCCUGCUGUUCGGAGCAGCUGGGCUGGUUGUCUUCAUCCACCUGCAGGAUCCAGAAGAAAUUGUCCAUCAACAAAC
Molecule: messenger RNA, 896 nt
Organism: Sphaerodactylus townsendi
Lineage: Eukaryota; Metazoa; Chordata; Lepidosauria; Squamata; Sphaerodactylidae
Product: translation initiation factor IF-2
Exons: 2
Coding region: 1-705 (234 amino acids)
Source: RefSeq, a predicted model, not a curated record